Molecule: messenger RNA, 2293 nt
Organism: Perca fluviatilis (European perch)
Lineage: Eukaryota; Metazoa; Chordata; Actinopteri; Perciformes; Percidae
Gene: ubxn6
Product: UBX domain protein 6
Exons: 11
Coding region: 92-1405 (437 amino acids)
Cellular component (GO): cytoplasm
Molecular function (GO): protein binding
Source: RefSeq, a predicted model, not a curated record
UUGUUUUGGUCCCCCUCCCUCCAGUAAGGUCCCUGUGCUCUUCAUCUAUUUGUGUUUCUGCGAUCAGGUUGUUCUGUGACAGCUAACGGAAAUGAAGAAGUUUUUCGAUGGCUUUAAGAAAGACAUUAAGUUUAAAACUGCGGGACCUGGGAAGAAACUAACAGAAGAUACCAGUAGCAAGCCCGAGGUAGUGCAGAGCAGCUCCAGUAGCAAGAAUAAUCGCCAUGCUCCCAGUGAAGGAUCCCAGAUGGCUGGAGCCGCAGCCCUGGCCAGGAUAGAACAGCAUCAGCGGCCGAAGGUCUACACCUCUCAGGACGUCAUCAGGAACCAGGUUAAAAGAGAACUGGAGGCGGCUGCACUGGCUGAGAAAGAAAAGGCAGAUACAGCAGAGGGAGCCAAAGUGCCAGUGAAAGAUCCUGCCUGUCUCUCAGUGUCAGGUGUGUAUUUCACAUGUCCGCUAACUGGAGCAACUCUAACUAAGAGUGAGAGAGAAGUACACAUUAAAGAGGCCAUUUUGAUGCGGUUUGAGGAGGAUAGAGUUGAGGCCUCUGUUAUGAUGAUCCACACAUUUAACAAAGACCGAGAGAAAGUGAAGGCUGCCGUGGACAUCAUAAGCAAGUAUAUUGAGAACAUAUGUAAGAAUCCCACAGAGGAGAAAUACAGGAAGAUUAAACUCAGCAACAAGGUGUACCAGGAGAAAGUUCGUUGUGUGGAGGGCAGCAGAGAGUUCCUGGAGGCACUGGGCUUCACAAGCAUUAUGCUUCCUGUAGAAGGUCAAGAGGAGGAAGAGGAGUUCCUGGUGUUACUAGAGUAUAGCCCCGAUGCCCUGGAGUUGAUGAAGGAGAGGAGGGAUCGUCUCCAGAGAGGCGAGCCGGUCAGGGCUCAGCUGGACCGACAGCCUCAAGCAUUCAGAUCCUCCCCCAACGCCCAACGCUUCGAGCUGCCGCCAGAAUUCUACAACCUGACAGCGGAGGAGCUCAAGAGGGAGCAACAGCAGAGGAGUGAGUUGGUGGAGAAGAACGCCAUGCUGCGCACUAAAGCCAUGAGGGAGAAAGAGGAGCAGAGGGAGAGAAGGAAAUACAACUACACUCUGCUCAGGAUCAGACUGCCUGAUGGAAGCCUUCUACAAGGGACCUUCUAUGCGUGGGACCGGCUGCCUGUGCUGUUUGCGUUUGUACGGGAGUCCUUGGUGGACGGCUGGCAGCCCUUUGAGCUCAUCGCUCCCGGAGGUCAGAAACUACAAGAGGCUGAAGAAGUCGCUCUCGCAGAGUGUAAUUUGGUCCCUGCAGCUCUGCUCACCUUCGCCUGGGAUGCCGCCGUGCAGGCGGACAUUGCAGCCGCGGGCAGAAAGAGCCCCGCCCUCCUCAAACCAGAGCUGUUGGAAACCAUUCGGACCCUGAGCUGAGCAGACCCUCUGUCCCUGAACGCUCCCUGUUAACCCCCCCCCCUCCCCUCCUCUGGCACUACUUACUAGGGUGGAAGUGCCCCUUACAAAUGACUAGUGAUGAGUUUAUUUUUGACAAACGCUAACUUAAGUCAGUAGCAACGAUAGACUAGGGGCAACUUCACCCUAAUGCGCUUGUUUUGCGGAGCAGCCCCUUCUCUCUCGGCGUGGGGAUAAUGUCUCAGCGGCACAUUGUACUGAAGGAAGCUCUACUAACAGAUGUAAGGAGACCGCAAUGGACAAGUGCCGUUUGUUGCGUCCUGAAUGUACAUGCUGUGUAGACAAUGACUAACCAACAGUCUACCAGUCCGGUAUACUUCAUGUGGCACGUUGAAAGACCUUGUUUUAACUGUGUCGACACUUCCUCCCCUUGUUUAAAGUAAACAGACCACGUUGCUUCCACAACAGUUGGAUUAACAGUGUGGCUGUACAGUAGUGUAGAGAAAAAAAUUCAAAGUAAUUAAGCCAAGUAACAUGUAUUUGGUGUCUCAGCACCUAGAUUCUGUCAUUUUAAAAGCUGCUGGGUGUCUGUGCACCGGCUCGGACUUGAAAUGCUAUUGGUGUUCAAGUUUAAGCAGGGUUUCUUUUUGUCUGUCAACUGAUGGAUUGGAUUUGAUGUGAUAUUAGUCUGGUUCGUCCUCUGCUCUGCAGUGGCCUUGCACUCCCUGUUGUACAACAGACAUCUCUGUGAUUUAUUCAUAUGUGUAUGAGCACAAACCGGAAUCAUAACUGAUUGACUUAAAGGGGCGCUAUGCAGUUUUGGCCAUUUCUUCGCUUUUUGCUCACAGGUUUCUCUAUAGAGCUCCCCCUACAGCUUCGGGAUAGAUAUUUGGCAGCUCUUACGUUUAC